AUGAUCGCGUCGAGAGCAGCUACCAGAGCAGCAACCCGUGCUGCUCGCAAACCAGUUUCCAGAACUCAAUUCCGUUAUGCUACCACAAAUCAACAAGCAGCCGCCGCCGGUGGGUCAUCAGGUCUUGUAGGAGGAAUUGCAGGAGGUGCACUUGUAUUCCUUGCCGGCUAUGGCUACUAUUACAUGUCUGGCGCAAAGACGGUGGUCAAUGCCGCCUCCGCGACAAAAGCAGAAUUCAAGAGAAUGACCGAUCAACUCCAAUCAAAAGCACCUGAGCCAAAUGAAGCUAUCAAGUGGUUACGGUCAACUGCCAAUUCAUAUGCAGCUUUCAUUCCAGGUGGAAGAGGAUAUGUUGAUGCUCUCUUCAAGGACUUAGAAACUGUUCAGGAGAAGCAUGGAAAGGAAGUUGAGAAGAUUGUUAACGACGCAUACGCAGAGCUGAAACAAGCUAGCUCAGGCGGCUUGAACAUGCAAAGCGUUGCGAGUGCCUGGGGGGUUAUCGAGAAGGCCGCGACCCAGCUGAAGGAUCUAGCCGGUGACUCUGCUAGCGAUAUCCUUGACAACCAUCCUGGUGUCAAGGAGAAGUUCGGCGGUCAGGUCGAGCAACUGAAAGGAAUGGCAGAUAAGCUAGGUCCAGAAGCCAAGAAGGAAAUGGAUGAUGUCUGGAAUGCGGUUUCUGAUGCUGUCAAGGGUGGUUUCAGUGCUUCAUCGGUGACAAAGGUCAAGCAAUUAAUCGAGGACAAGUCGAAGAAGAUCCAACAGUUGGGAGAUAAAGCUUGGGAUAAAGGACUCGAGCAGAUGAAGCCCUACCUCGACAAGAACCCACAGGUUAAGCAGGUCAUCGAGGAGAAUGCUGAGUCGCUGAAGCAAGGCAACGUGUCAGAGAUCUAUGAGCAAGUCAAGAACGCUGUCAGCUCAGGGAACGUUGACGAUUUGAAGAAAUACGUCAAGGACGCUGGUGAGAAGGCUAAGAACAGCAGUUUCGGAGACAGCUUCCAGAAAUACGCCAAGAUGAUCCCAGGUGGCAGUGAGAUCUUCCCAAAACUUCAGAAAUUGCAGGAAGUUGCGAAUAAGAGAGGCGACGAGGCUGAGAAGAUCGUGAAGGGUGCUUACAAGGACAUCCAGGAUGUAUUACAGAAGAGGACCGAGGAAGCGGAAAAGCUGGCGGAAAAAGCGAAGAAGGAUUGA
Glarea lozoyensis ATCC 20868 is the source of this 1188-nucleotide messenger RNA. RefSeq lists its product as uncharacterized. The coding region runs from base 1 to 1188 and encodes 395 amino acids. The record is from RefSeq and is a predicted model, not a curated record. Lineage: Eukaryota; Fungi; Ascomycota; Leotiomycetes; Helotiales; Helotiaceae. The transcript is spliced from 2 exons.